Messenger RNA from Acipenser ruthenus (sterlet), 1731 nucleotides. RefSeq names its product protein-lysine methyltransferase METTL21C-like. The coding region runs from base 43 to 765 and encodes 240 amino acids. Gene Ontology annotation, biological process: peptidyl-lysine methylation. The transcript is spliced from 3 exons. Lineage: Eukaryota; Metazoa; Chordata; Actinopteri; Acipenseriformes; Acipenseridae. Gene Ontology annotation, cellular component: cytosol; cytoplasm. The record is from RefSeq and is a predicted model, not a curated record. Gene Ontology annotation, molecular function: protein-lysine N-methyltransferase activity.
UCGCCCUGGAUAAGGGCGUCUGCUAAGAAAUAAAUAAUAAUAAUGAAUUACUGUAUUUCAGCUCAUGCUUUUAGCUUUUCUUUGCUCUUGUUAGAACUACCACAUGAACCAGAGACAGCACCAGCCCCCAAACAACCAUGGGAAACAAGUCUUUACUCCAUUUACAGUAAAGAAUUGCACGUGUUUGCCAGUCAUGAGAUCACAAUCAUAGAGACACCUGACUCCUACGGUGGCGUUGUGUGGCCUGGGGCACUGGCUUUGUGUCAGUUUCUGGAAAACAACCAGCACCAGUUUAAUCUCCGAGACAAAGCGGUCCUGGAAAUAGGAGCUGGAACAGGAUUGCUCUCCAUAGUGGCUUGCUUGCUUGGUGCCUGGGUCACAGCUACUGAUCUGCCUGGUGUACUUGGAAAUCUAAGAAUGAAUUUGAAUAGGAACACCAGAGGAAAGUGUAGAUAUCUUCCCCAAGUGGCUGAGUUAGAAUGGGGGAGUAAUCUGGAAGAAGCCUACCCCAAAUCUGUUUACCGAUACGAAGUUGUUCUUGCAGCCGAUGUUGUAUACCAUCACAACUGCCUGGAUGAGCUGCUCAUCACAAUGGAGCAUUUCUGCCAGCCAGGCACAGUGCUUCUGUGGUCAAACAAAUACCGGUUUACGACAGACCACAAAUUUGCUGAGAUGUUUCAUAACACUUUUCACACCACUCUUCUUGCAGAGUUCCCAGAUACAGAGGUGAAGAUCUAUAUGGCGACGAUAAAAGACAAGCAAUAAAAACUAAAAAUACCAAUGGCAGUUUAACAGUUAGUUGCCUUGACAGCUGGGGGUUCUUAUACCUAUAUCUGGCUUGCCUGUUACAUUUAGAUUAAAAAAUAAAGCUUCUAUGGCUUGUAAAUGUUGUUACUGUUUAUAGCUGGCUCCAUGGACUUCUGGUAAUUGUAACAGAAGCUUUGGUGCACAUGGUAGGAGUUGGAAACCAACUUUUUUUUGGUAUGGGUUAGUGAAAUAAAAAAAUCUAAUCAGUCUUUGCCAGGUUCCUGGACAACUUGUCAUACAAGUAUAGAGCAAGCGCCACAAAAGAGGCUGAGUUGAACUUGUACAGCUGUUACGUGAUAAUACAGUAUACAGUUUAAUACGAGUGUAGACAAGAUAAAGUCAAUUACAAGAGCGUGUAUUGUCUGUGCCCUCGAUACUGCUUGCUUAAUCACAGCAAUCAGCAUUUGGGUUAUUGUGCAUAUUGACUGAUGCCUUUCAGGGAUCAGUUUCCCAAUCAGUCACCAGUUGCUCCGGAGUGCGCAAUGAUUAGUAACUAUCGGAGGUGAUUUUCCAGUUGCUCUGACUUAUCUAGCAUCCACUUUUUCUUCCCCUAUCAAAAUGUUUUGCUACUACCCAACAAACAGCUAACUGUGCAUACUGCAGUCAGACAUGCAGUACCUCAUGCUGUUCAGCGCCUUUGCAUUACAUUCUUUCCGUAACAUUGCCACUCCAAUAACCUAAAAUAAAUAAGAACAAACUUUUUUAUAUUGUAGGAGUGUGGAGAAACAGAAACAAUUGUUUGUGUAAGGAUAGUCCACAGAUUGAAGGCUGUUGCCAGCCAUUUGUUUAUGUACAUUAAAGUUUUGUUUUUUUAAAUAUUGGUUAUUAAAUUGGUGUCCAAGUUUUGCUGUCUCCUCUCUGUUGGGCACUGUUACUUGUACACAGCCCCCCAAUCAGAUUCUCUCAUCUUUAAAAAAAAUAAAA